UACUCCAUGGCCUGAGGGUGGGCCUUGUAGUCCCAAAAUCAAAGUGGGAAGCCGCCAAUGAAAAUUAAGUACUAGUAGUAGAUUUUUUACUUUUUGGCCAGUAAUACUGGAAGUAGUUCAAACAACCGAAAAACCUAAUAGAAGGUUUUAUCAUCAUCAUAGGUUUUAAGUUUUGCAACUCUGCUAUACACCACCUCAGCUCUCAGCCUCAGACAGACUCUGCUCCAUCAAAUUUUCAUUUUCAUCUCACCAAAACCCAGAAAACUCUCCCUCUCACUUUUUGAGCGGAGGAAUAAAAAUCAUGUUGUUCUUUUCGUAUUUCAAGGACUUGGUGGGAAGAGAAGUUACGGUGGAGCUAAAGAAUGAUUUGGCAAUCAGAGGAACCCUUCAUUCCGUUGAUCAAUACCUCAAUAUCAAGCUCGAGAACACCAGGGUUGUCGAUCAAGACAAGAAUCCUCACAUGCUUUCAGUGAGGAACUGUUUUAUCAGAGGCUCGGUUGUGAGGUAUGUCCAGCUACCUCCUGAUGGAGUUGACAUUGAAUUGCUUCAUGAUGCCACAAGAAGAGAAGCUCGGGGAGGCUGAAAAGCAUUUGUUGACAAAUUCAGUUUACUUUAAUGGAACAUCUGAUUUGGAUACUUUUUGCUUCAAAUAGUUUCGGAAUUAAGCAAAAGAUAAUGACUAGCUAAUGAUCAUUGAUCCCUCUUUGCAUUGAUGUAGACAAAUUGAUGUUGGUUUGUGUAUCCACAAAUGUUAUUUUCUGAAAGAAUAUUUCCUUAUCGAAGAAGACGUGUACAAUGCUGGUAGCUAGUUAUGAUGCUGUGAAAUGUCGAUUGUUGGGUACGAAUU
Molecule: messenger RNA, 847 nt
Organism: Durio zibethinus
Lineage: Eukaryota; Viridiplantae; Streptophyta; Magnoliopsida; Malvales; Malvaceae
Product: sm-like protein LSM2
Biological process (GO): mRNA splicing, via spliceosome
Cellular component (GO): U6 snRNP; U4/U6 x U5 tri-snRNP complex; Lsm1-7-Pat1 complex
Molecular function (GO): RNA binding
Source: RefSeq, a predicted model, not a curated record